AUGGAGGAUGAUAUUAAAGAAUUAAAGUCUGUGCUCCGGUCUCUGGUUGUAUCAAGCCCGACUCAAGUGGAUGUUCGUACUUUAAUGCGUGAUUACCGUAGUAUGGUUGGAAAACCCAUACCACUUGCUAAGUAUGGAUAUAAAGAUCCAGUUCUGUUCCUUAAAGAAAGGUGUGAUGAUUGUUUUAUGUUGCAAGGACAGUCUGGUAAUCCAGUAUUGACCUUAAUUGUGCCGGACACAUUGAAACAUAUAGAUAAAUUUGUACAAAAGCAGAAGAUAUCAUCUUCAAAGAAGUACAGAGAAAAGAGAAGAAGUAUUCCUGUCGCAGCAUUGUCAAAGCCAACCAAUUUGAUCAGUGCAACUUUUACAAAGAAGCAAAAAGAAACAAAACCUCCAGAUCAAGAAAUCACUGAAUCGGAAGUAGCAAAGAAACUCAAUGUUGAUACAAAAGCAAAAUCAGACCUACUGGAUAAGGAGAAUGACCCUCAACAUUCCAAAAAUGGGACAUGUUCGAGGAGUGCUUUGGAAAACUUUAUGAAAAAACGUAUUCCUCUGUAUGAUAGCUUGCAGUAUGAAGAAGCUGAAAAAUCACACAAUGACAGAGAUUCCUCUAAAGAUGAUGCUGAUUCAGGCAGACAGACAUCAUCCAGCAGCAGUAGUGCUAAGUGGACACAAUUGGAAGAAUUAAAGACCGAAAUAAAAACACUGAUAGAAGAACACCCAGAAGGAAUAUGGUGUACUGAUCUUAUAGGACUUUACAGAGAUCGGUACGGGCGUGAGCUGAACUUCGCGCGGUUUGGAUACACGAGUGUGCUGAGCCUUGCGUGUGUGCUGGAGGACUCGUUGCGGAUCUACCGGCCGCGCGGGGCCGCGGACUGGAAGCUGCUGCGGGCCGAGCCUACGCCGCCCGCCGCAGUCGCGCCCCUCCCACCUCUCGCACACCCCACGCACUCCCCCGCGCAACAAAGGUCUCAUGACGUCGACGCCGUCGACCCAGAAGACGCGCUGCCGGGAAUUGAUUUCGACCCGGACGUUUUCCCCGAGGACUGUCUUCACUACAUGGAGAGCAUCCCGGCCCCAUCACUGGACGGGCUGGAACCUGGCGCAAUGAUAGAAGUUAUGGUUGGCGAGGUGUACUCACCCUCGCACCUUUGGCUCAUCCGUCUCGGCGAGCUAUACAACAUCGCCAUGGAGGACGUCAUGGACGAGAUGAAUGAAUACUACAACAAAGGAGACGGCAAAGACAGAUACCUGGCGCGUGGAGCCGUGCGUGUGGGCCACUAUUGUAGCAGCUGUUAUGAAAAUGAUUGGCACCGCUCCUUAAUUGUCAAAAUUAUAGACAGCGAUACAGUCAAGGUGCGUCAUGUGGACUACGGCACGGUAGAGCGGACCGCGACGGCGGGGCUGCGGCCGCUGCUGCGGCGCUGGGCGCAGCUGCCGGCGCAGGCCAUGCGUGCGCGCCUCGCCGGCCUACGCCCGCCCGCCGCCGGCCGCCGCUGGCCGCGCGCCGCCGCCGCCACCCUGCUUCGUGCCGUCGCGGACCGCCGCCUCGUCGCACAGCUCACCGCGCACUGCGAUGACAUCCUGGAGGUGCUACUGAUCGACACUAGUACCGAUGAAGACAUUUGCAUCAGCACGGAGCUGAUUAAAUCGGGACACGCUGACCCGCGACCCGAUUCCUGCCUCGGGGUAAGUGAAAUACACCGUCAACUUGACUUCCAGUAUCCACCUUCAACUCUACUAUCCACAUACAAAUCAAGACUCGGACACCGAUGUCCACAAUUCCAACCAGCGCGACUCCUUGGUGAUGUAUCCAACUCUAGUUCCAACUCCGAAGACGACCUCGACGUCCGCUCUUUGGUGACGACCAUAUCGCAAUUCAACCAGCGGGACUUCGAUACCUUCAGUGACAUAUCAGCUUCCGCCAGCGAAGUAAGAGGUCCUCGUCGGCUAAAAACGUGGGCAUGUGACGAUUCAACGGAGAAUAAUGCCGUGCAAAAUAUACCCAGUGCGUUAACAGACCACGAGACAAACAGUAACGUCCCAUUUGAACGGGCUAGUGACGUCGCGAGCAUGCUAGGGACAGAGUAUAAUAACAAUGUCAAAGUGACAGCGGACGUCAGCGACGUGACAAGUGACGCUGCAAGCGUAGUGACACACGCGUCGCUACAUUUGGCGCGAAUCACUGCUCUGCAUGCGAAAUUGCAAAAGAAGUUUCAAAUGAACAAGGAUAUAUCUGAAAAUGAAACAUCAGGCGACGUUAAAGCGGCGAAAAGUCCCGAUAGUAUUACGUCGGAGUGUUACCUGUACCCGAGUUUCGAGGCACUGGAAAACGGAAACACGCCCAACUACGCCGAGAUCCACAACUACCUGCGCGACGGCAUCGCGCUCGAAUUCGUGGAAGAGUACCGGCGCCACGUGCCGUCUUGCCUGCCGCGCCCCGCCGAUCCGCCCACUCCCCCCUCACCGCCAUCACCCCCUGCCACGCAACACUCACCUCUCACCUCACCAGACGCGUCACCGAUAAAUGUUCAAAGCCGAGUGCCGCUGUUCGUGACAAAGUCCGAGGCGUCAUACGCGAGUGCCCCGUGUCCCACCCCGCCGCGACGCGCAGUAGCGCCGCUGCCCCGUCCCGCGCAGUACUCGCAAAUUUCUCAAAAUCCACAACAUCUCCAAUACCAACAACAUCCCCAAUACCCACAGUACUCCCGACACCCACAACUUUCCCAACACCCACAACAUCCCCAACACCCGCAACAUCCUCAACUCCCACAAAAUACCCUACUUUCACAACAUCCCCAACACUCACAACUUCCCCAACACGCACAACUUCCCCAAAACUCACAACUUCCCCAAAACUCACAACUUUUCCAACACCCACAACUUUCCCAACAGCCACAACUUCCCCAACACUCACAACAUCCCCAAUACCUACAACAUCCUCAACACCAACACGGUUCACAAUAUCCGCAACAAACAAUUCCACGCUCUACGUCAUAUAAUACAGUAAACUUUACACAGCCUCCGUCCAGUCAAUCGUAUGCUUCCCAGCACUCCAUUUCGCAAGACUCUCUUUCUUACACGGGCAACACUCCAAGGCUCGUCACUCCACCUAAAAUCCCCCACAACGUCAUCCUCUCCGCGUCGGAAUGCGAGAUCUUCUACCUCCUCAGCCAAGUAGACUCGAACGCGGCCCACAGGUACAUGAUGGACGCCAUCAACAGAGCGAUGGCGUCCGUUUCCGUUUCCACAUCUCGUCUCAACCCCGAGGCGGCCGAGUUUCAUAUGGUGACCGCGCAAACACAAACGGAUAUCCCUGUGGACCAACUGAUCUCAUUAAGUCCCAUUAACCAAAAAGAAACUAAAACCGUGGAGCCGGCUGUUAGAAGAUUUCUUGAGACUGUACAAAAAGGACAGCAAACUUGUAUACGACCGCCGCCCGGCUUCGAAAACUUUUAA
Molecule: messenger RNA, 3459 nt
Organism: Parnassius apollo (apollo)
Lineage: Eukaryota; Metazoa; Arthropoda; Insecta; Lepidoptera; Papilionidae
Source: the annotation of a GenBank genome assembly